Messenger RNA from Manis pentadactyla (Chinese pangolin), 3268 nucleotides. Its product is annotated as zinc finger protein 541-like. Gene Ontology annotation, cellular component: transcription regulator complex; histone deacetylase complex. Gene Ontology annotation, molecular function: transcription corepressor activity. Gene Ontology annotation, biological process: negative regulation of DNA-templated transcription; regulation of transcription by RNA polymerase II. The transcript is spliced from 16 exons. Bases 404 to 2854 code for a protein of 816 amino acids. NCBI's taxonomy places the organism in Eukaryota, Metazoa, Chordata, Mammalia, Pholidota, Manidae. The record is from RefSeq and is a predicted model, not a curated record.
CACCUGCUCUUCAGGACAAAAGAAGUUGGACGAAUCCUGAAUUUACCACCCGGCGUUCCAGGAGGCAAUACCCAGUGGUCUGACCGUUGCUGUCCCUGUGGGUCCUGACCUGGGCCCUCCUGUUCCCUGGAGGAUCCGUCACUUGCUCUUCCGCACCUGCUCUUCAGGACAAAAGAAGUUGGACGAAUCCUGAAUUUACCACCCGGCGUUCCAGGAGGCAAUACCCAGUGGUCUGACCGUUGCUGUCCCUGUGGGUCCUGACCUGGGCCCUCCUGUUCCCUGGAGGAUCCGUCACUUGCUCUUCCGGAAUUAGAAACCACCGAGGGAUCUCUCCUCCCCGAGUCCUUGCAAGCCUUGCUCGUCUGGAGAGUAGCUCUUGGCCAAGAUUUGACAGCAGAGAGCCAUGGACCAGAACAGCGCAGGGGAGGAGGGUGCCCUUCCAUCCGAGAUACACCUCUCUUCAUUUUCUGAGAGUCAAGGACUCAACUGCAUCAAUGCCCUCAACCAGGAUCUGGGUCCCAGCUCCCGAGACCUGCUCUAUGCUGGCCUGAGUCGUUUGGACAUGGACCCCAGCCUCCCAGCACCCAAUGUGCCCAGCAAGGUGCUGGAGGACAACUUGGAUGCUUUCUCCCUGUACUCUGGGGAGGACCGUGACUCCGUGAAGCUGCUGGAGAAGUAUGCAGACCCAGCAUCUCAGGCUUCUUUACAGGACCUGAGGCUGGGCAAGCUUCCGGUCCCUAAAGAGGCUGACGAAGGAGGCAGGGCCACCUCCGGGAGCGCAGGGAAAGAAGAGCAGCAUCACACUUGGCCUCAGAAGCUGCUUCUGGAUUGCAGCGUCUGCGGGAAGGUUUUCAGCAGCACCAGCUCUCGGAGCAAGCACUACCUCACGCACAGCCAGGAACGGAAACACAUUUGCGGAAUCUGCAGCAAGGCCUUUAAGCGCAAGGACCACCUGACUAGGCACAUGCUCACCCACCAGAAGACCAAGCCCUUUGCGUGUAGGGAGCAGGGCUGCAGCAAGAGCUACUGUGAUGAUCGCUCCCUGCGCCAGCACUACGAGGUCCAGCACGGCUUGUGCGUCCUGAAGGAGGCCCCCCCUGAGGAAGAAGCCUGUGGGGACUCCUCUCCUGCCCACGAGGGGGCCGGCCAGCCUGCUGCGGAUGGCCUGCGGUCCCUGAUGCCUCCAGAAGCCAGGUCCUCAGGCCCCCUUUUGCCCAACCGAGAGCCCCUGCGCUCUAUUGUAAGCAGCAUGGUCCACCAGGAGAUCUCUUCUCUCGGCCCAGUCCUGGCCGGGCCCUCAGAUGACGGGGAAGGGAAAAACACAGCCUGUCCCUCCCCACCCUCACUGGGGCCUUACACCUGCACCCCAGCGGCCCCAGGGACCCUGGGCACUGAUGUUCCUGAGGAGUGUCAUCCCCUGUGGAAGGAGCCUGCCACUGGGUUCACAGCCAUUCACUCCAGGGUAGCAGAGGAUGGUGGUCCACACCCAGCUGAGUUGGAGCGGCCACCCCAGCAACUGCCCACCCUGGAGAGCUGGCAGGAGGCUGGGCCUUCGGUGGACCCCCCACAGGACUCAAAGCCCAAGCUGACGAUAUCCAACAGGAUCCAGGAUGGAAAUACCUACCGGCUCCCCGAUCCAGUGAAGGAGGAGAGCAUGGCAGCAGGCAGAUGUGACAAGUGGCUGUCACCUCAAAGGAAGCAGGACCAACAGGUGAAGGUGCGCGUGCAGCUGCCAUCUCUUCUCUGUCGGUGUUUGGGUGUCCGGCAUGGAGUUUUUCAAGCCUCUGAGACAGGCGCUGAGGCCGGAGGUGGAGGCACAGAGCCCCCCAGGAGCCUGGAAACCCUCGACGGCAUGAGCACAGCUCCUCUGGGGACGCCUGCGUCGGAGCCUGUGGGCCCAGUGAGCCAGCCCCCGGGGAGCACCGCCAAGGGACAAGACAGAGACAGCGAGGAGAGUAGCCAGCCCAGAAAGCGGAGAAAGUGCCUGCGGCCCAAGGCAUCGUUCCUGCCUCCCGCUCCUUAUGCCUUUGGGGAGCCGGGCCCCGAAGGAGGCCACCAGAGCUGCCUGUGGUUUCCGGUGCUCCUGGUGGACCACUCCCUGCAGGGACUGUUCCAGUGGUCUCCCAAUCAACUGGAUGACUCUAACGGCAGCCAUGUUAUAAAGGAUGACACAAAGCCCCACAUUCGAAUACGCAUCAGGAGAGGAAAGAAGUUUCAGGCCGAGAUCCCGGAGCUCCAGGAGCGCCCUACAGCCGAGACCAUUGAACAUGGAGCUUCUCUGGUCUGGAAGCCAUCGGACGAUGCAAUUAGCAAUCCAGAAACACAGGAUCAAGUGGAUGACUGUUUUGGCAUCUGUGCAAUCGAGAAUGACACCAAGCCCAGCAUUAGACCACACAUCAGGAUAGGAAGCGAGUUUCAGGCCGAGAUCCCGGAGCUCCAGGAGCGCCCUACGGCCGAGACCGGUGAAUAUGGAGCUUCUCUGGUCUGGAAGCCAUCGGACGAUGUGUCGAGCAAUCCAGAAACACAGGAUAGAGUUACUGAGCUCUGCAAGAUGGCGUCCAGCGCGAUGCCAGGAGGGGGCACCAACCUGGAGCUCGCUCUGCACUGCCUGCACGAGGCCCAGGGCGACGUCCCGGUGGCCCUAGAGACCCUGUUACACGGAGGACCCCAGAAGCCGCUGACUCACCCUCUUGCCAACUAUCACUACGCAGGUUCAGACGUCUGGACCUCCCAGGAGAAGAUUCUGUUUAAUAAGGCAUUCCAGGCUCAUAAGAAGAACUUCCACUUGAUACACAAGAUGGUAAGGUGUAUGUGGGUGGGCUGGUGUAGACAAGGCCUCGACUCACACCACUGAGCCGAGCUAGAGCUGGAGGGCCUAUCGGGGUGACACGCUGUUCACACUGUAAACAGUUGGUAAUUUAAAAAAGCCACUGAUGUGAACAACUCCAGACAGUACAGGAAUGCCAUCACGUGCUCAAAGCCCUCCGCACCCAUCCCCGUCGUCCUACUUCUGAAUGAUGACCUCUGACUUUGGCUGGGCACCUCAGGCAUUUCUUUCCCUGUACAGAUCUUACGUGCAUAUACGCAUGUAUUUAGAAAAGGAUGCGAUCAUACUACACUUCAUGUCUGCUGAUGUUUUUUGUUCUUUUAACUUGAUAAACACAAAACUGCACGUAACAAAAAUGUACUAUUUCAUGUUUUGACAUAUUUAUACCUGCAAAACCAUCACCAUAGUCAAGAUAAUAAACACAUUCAUCACCCCCAAAAG